Molecule: messenger RNA, 1002 nt
Organism: Hevea brasiliensis (rubber tree)
Lineage: Eukaryota; Viridiplantae; Streptophyta; Magnoliopsida; Malpighiales; Euphorbiaceae
Exons: 6
Coding region: 150-668 (172 amino acids)
Source: RefSeq, a predicted model, not a curated record
GCGAGUGGUUUUCCAAAGCGCGUAGAGUGAAGGAUAGACUAACCCGCAGAGCUCCUGGAUCGAAUCGAACCCAGUCCAGAAUCCAGGGCCGGACACCAGGUGAGGCGGUAGACUCUCCGUUGAGAGGAGGAGAGAGAAAAGAGGCAGAGAUGCUGGAAAACCCUACACCUGCAGCUCAGCCUGAUUCCACCGCCGUCGUCAAGCGUUAUGCUCCUCCCAAUCAAAGGAAUCGUUCUCUUAACAGGCGCAAAUCGGGAGACCGGUUUGAUCGAAGCAGUCUUAAUGCAAGUGAUGCGGAGAAGAAUCAACAGCAUGCCUCUCCAAGAAAUAUUCCAAUUAUAGAUCAAGGUGAUGUAGGGAGCAGCAAUCUCCUGAGUGAGAACUCUCGCCCAGGCUUAAUAGCUUUAGAGGGUUGCUGUCGCAGUGAGGCUUCCCAGCUUUUGAAUGAUCGCUGGGCACUGGCAAUGCAUAACUACAAUGAUGUAUCCAUAGAUUUAUCUGAAAGGCCGGUUAUGUAUUCAGGAAGUAGUGCAUCAGCAUGGGGAAACUUAAGACCUCCUCAUCAGUUAAUUUCUCCAGGUGGUGGUCCCUCUUCUGGUUCACAGAUGGACUUCUUAAGUGAACUUCGCCGUGCUAUUCGGAAUGCCAGUGCCAAUUCCAACAACUAGCAGUCUUACAUCUCUACUUAAGGAUGAAUGCUGUCCAACAGCUAGCAGUCAUACAUCUCUACUUAAGGAUGAAUGCCGUCUGAAUCUGAAACUGGUGUAGUGCUUGGAGCGAUGGUGCUCCGGACUCUGGGUUACCUGUUCUGUUGUGUUAAUUAAAACCCAGAACUUGCUACUUCCUUUUUUUUUUUUUGAGUGAUUUAUUGACAAAGGUUAUGCACCUUAAAUGUAGUCUUGUGAUUUAUGUUAUAGAGUUUGUUCUGCGUAAGAACAAAAAUCAAUCUCUCCUGUUAUAUUUUAUUGAAUUUAUUAAAUUGGUACCUCUAUCCUUAGAAAA